AUGUCUUUACCAGCUGAACCCUACGUCGAACUGCCCAAACACAUGUACCAGAAAGGGGUCAAGCAUUUGUGCGAGAACGGUGUGACACAAGUUCCACACAAACAGCUUCAAGGCAUGGACAGAAGCCGAGUCCUUAAAGUUCUCUCUAACGCUUGUCGAGAGUUUGGAUUCUUCCAGGUGGUAAACCAUGGGAUUGCAGAUGAAGUGAUUGUUAAGAUGAUGGACGUAAGCAAAAGGUUUUUCGAGCUUCCUUUUGAAGAAAGACAAAGGUACAUGUCAAAUAAUUUGUCUCAACCAGUUCGAUAUGGCACUAGCUUCAACCAGAAUAAUGAUGGAGUCUUCUGUUGGAGAGACUUCUUGAAGCUAAGUUGUCACCCCAUGCAAGAUUUCGCUCCUCUUUGGCCUUCUUCUCCUGUUGAUUUGAGGGAAGCAGUGGGUGAGUACUCAAUGAAAACCAGACAUUUGUAUGAAAGGGUGAUGGAUGCAAUACUCGAAAGCCUUGGGCUUACCGAUGAGAAAGUGAUUUCGAAUGAUGGUAAUCAGCUUGUCAUGGUGAACUAUUACCCUGCAUGCCCACAGCCUGAACUCACACUCGGUCUCCCACCUCAUUCCGACUAUGGGUUGCUCACCCUUCUUCUUCAGGACCAAGUUGAAGGUCUUCAAAUACAACACAACGACAGAUGGGUUACUGUUAAACCCAUUCCUAAUUCAUUUGUUGUCAAUAUUGGUGAUCAGUUUGAGAUCUUUAGCAAUGGAAGGUACAAGAGUGUGGUUCAUAGGGUUGCAGUUAAUUCCAUGCGGUCUAGACUCUCUGUGGCAUCCUUACACAGUGUAAACGAAAAUGUUACACCGUCACCAAAGCUCAUUGACUAUUUGAAUCCUAAACGUUAUAAAGAUACAAACUAUGCCGAUUUUCUACACUAUCUUACGUCUUCGGAAUUUAAGUGCAAAAGAUUUUUAGAAUCAAGGAGGAUAAAUUAAGGUCAACAGACAAUUUUAUAUGUUAAUUAUUUUCUUGUCGGUUGAUAUAUAUACUAUGUACGUCUUAUGGGUAGAGAAUACGUUAUGAGUUCUAUGUAUGAAAAUCAGGGAAUUUAUACGAGAAUUCUAAAAUACGAAAUAACAUUCUUUGAAAAAGAAAUAAUAUGCUAAAACAUGAUGCAUACAUAAAAGAAAUAAUUAUUAACUUGAAAAAGCCUGUUAGGGCAAUCGUCGUUGCUAAGAUGCCAUCAAUUGAUUCAUAUGUUAACAUGAUGGUUAAAUGAAUUGACAAUCAAGCUAGAUGUAUCUGAUGCUUUCAUAAACGAAAUCAUUGCGCUAAUUAGGUUCAUGUGAUCGGUCUGGCUAAAAAUAAUCUUAACCAAACCAUUAAUUAAAUUGGGAUGGACAUGAUCUUUGUGGGAGAUGAACUCGUUAUAACUAAGAAUAACCAAACUGACUAUAAGGUGAUCAAAUACCGCCAAAAACACAUUCAAUCGAAGUAGUAUGAUGAUUGUUGAAAAUAUAAGCUAAACUUAGAUUUAUGUUGUUUGUUAGUAUUAGGUAUAAUUAGGUGUUGGUUAAAUGAUAGUUGGGUGCAAUGGUUGGUAUUAAAGGGCGUGAUGCUUCAAGGAAAUAACUGUCGCAUAAAAUGUAUGUAUGUGUGUCAUUUGAUGUAAUAAAUGUUUGUUCUUGAAUGUUAAUAAAAAGCCU
Lactuca saligna is the source of this 1692-nucleotide messenger RNA. NCBI's taxonomy places the organism in Eukaryota, Viridiplantae, Streptophyta, Magnoliopsida, Asterales, Asteraceae. The record is from the annotation of a GenBank genome assembly.